AUGGAGCCGGAGACUAAGGAGGAAGACGAACGACGCUCGACAACGCCGAGUCCCGAGUUAUGUUUGAGGAGGAGUAAACAUUACAAUGAGGACGUUAGCAGUGAGGAGGAAGCUAAGCAGGCUAGCACUUCCCUGCCUAGCCACAGACUACCAUCUUUGUAUCGCGGAACGUGGCCUAUCAGAAGAGACGUAUGGGCUAAUCAGCAAAUUGGCUUUCCGACCCAGCAGAGCACAUCACUCGCACAUAAUAAUGUGACCAGCGUGAUAAGUUUGUCGUCGUCAUCGAACUCUGUGGGUUUCGAAGGCAACUCUACGGAGCUACAAGGUCAUCGUCGACUAGGUGCCAAGGUGGACAUGGUGUAUAAUCUACUCGGUAUGCUCGGAAAGAAUGGCCGAGAUGAUAUGAGCACAACUUUGCUCUCUAUGAGCACUUCCAUAGAUAGUUGUCUGGUGAUGAGACAAUCCGGUUGCCUACCGUUAUUAGUGCAACUGAUUCACGCACCUGGACAAAAUCCUGACACUCGAGACAGAGCUAUGCAGGCAUUACACAAUGUGGUGCAUGCCAAAAGUGACGAGAGAGCUGGUCGCCGAGAAGCACGAGUGCUUCGAUUCCUCGAACAGUUGCGCGAUUAUUGUCAGAAUCUGAGAAUAUCCUUGGAACGGGAUCAACUCGCAGAGGACCUUGAGAGGGGACAUCCCGCGGCGACAAUAGCUGCGCUUAUGAAACUAUCCUUUGAUGAAGCCCAUCGCCAUGCGAUGUGCCAGCUGGGCGGCCUCCAUGCGGUCGCGGAACUCAUUGAGAUGGAUCAUUUGGUCCAUGGCAGCGAGAGCGAUGAUCAGAAUUGCAUUACAUUGCGACGAUAUGCGGGAAUGGCGUUGACCAACUUGACUUUCGGCGACGGCAAUAAUAAGGCACUGCUCUGUUCAUUCAAAGAAUUUAUGAAGGCGUUAGUCUCGCAAUUGAAAAGUCCCAGCGAUGACCUGAGACAAGUGACAGCGAGCGUUUUGAGAAAUCUAUCCUGGCGUGCCGACAGUAGCAGCAAACAGACUCUGAGAGAAGUAGGUGCGGUGACAGGUCUGAUGAAAGCCGCUAUGGAAGGCCGCAAGGAAUCCACCCUCAAAUCGAUCCUGUCCGCUCUGUGGAAUUUGUCGGCCCACUGCAGCACGAAUAAAGUGGAUAUCUGCGCUGUAGACGGCGCCCUAGCCUUUCUCGUAGACAUGCUGAGCUACAAGGCUCCGUCCAAGACGCUUGCGAUAGUCGAAAAUGCCGGUGGUAUCUUGAGAAACGUAUCGAGCCAUGUGGCAGUACGAGAGGAUUAUCGAACCAUCGUGAGAGAGAGAGGCUGUCUACAAGUUCUCCUGCAACAAUUAAAAUCACCCAGUUUGACGGUAGUCAGUAAUGCCUGCGGAGCGCUCUGGAAUCUGUCCGCGCGAUGUUCCCAGGAUCAACGUCUCCUUUGGGAUCUGGGCGCUGUACCGAUGCUACGUAGUCUCGUUCACUCUAAGCACAAAAUGAUUUCGAUGGGUUCUAGUGCGGCCUUAAAAAAUCUAUUGAGCGCUAAACCUGGCUGUAACAAUCUCGUCCACUUAGACUCUACCGCUCGAGGACUGGGACUGUCAACCUUGCCAAGCUUGGUCGCUCGCAGGCAGCGGGCUCUGGAACAAGAAAUCGACCAGAAUCUGGCCGAAACGUGCGAUAAUAUCGAGCCGAGCACGUCACCAACCAGCAAAAGCGAAAAAUUCAUGUUUAAACUUGAUCAUAGCUUUCUUGGCAUCAACACUCAUGGAUUGCGUUCCUAUCAAUUGCACAGUCAGCCUAGCACGUCUACUGCCAAAUGCAACGGAGUUGCCAGGAGCGAGAGUAGAGAUUCGAUGCGUUCCGUGACGAGCACCCAUUCUGACACUAUGUUCGAGCGGGUAAAUCGUCAUGUUCUGAAUGGUAUAUCACCCACCGAUGCGCAGGUCAAGCAACAAUCUUCAUCGUUGCAUUCUGCUGUCGGAUUCGGCAACACCAACAUGUAUGGCGAUGUUCACGCGAGAACGACCUCCUCCGAAAGAAAAUACACUUUGCAUUAUAAAAACGCAAUACCGGAACAAUUAAAACCUUCCGACGUUUUCGGUUCGACAUUAAACAAGCUGAGAUGCACGAAUUCGACUAUAUCGUGGGCCGCAGUGCCUAAUCAAGAACCCUCUCAGACUUCGCUACAUUCUUCCAUCGAGAAUAAUAUAUCCCUAAUCGAUCAAAGUAUGUCAUCCUUGUCCAAAGCUGAUAGUCAAUCUAGCGUGUCCGAAGAAGUUGAAGCGACCGUUCAUAUUAAAUUGGAUUAUCGAACCACAAAUGAUACUGCAGACAAUUUUAAGACAACCUCCUAUUUGCCCGAUAUUCCUUCUACAAAAGAAAAUGCGAGAAAAGUCUUAUUGCGCCAACACGACACGUUAAACGGCAUUCAAAAAGCAAUAUCGCCUGUAACGAUUGUUCAAAGUCCGGACGAUAAUUUAUUCGGUGAUUAUGCUGAAACAGAUUUGGAUCAACCAACAGACUAUAGUCUUCGGUACGGUGAGCAAACUAUAGACGACGAGAAGCAACAUUCUGAUUUCUUCUCGGGCAAUGAUCAAGGACUUCAGCACGAGGAUACAAUUAAAACUUAUUACACGGAAGGAACGCCGCGCGCAUCCUUGAACUCAUCUAGAGCCACUUCCGCUUCCGAUCUGCAGGAUGAUAGCCGUAUAAGGAGCUUGUCGAAGAAAUUACCUGAACGCUAUAAGUCGAAACAUGUGGAAGAUCAUGGUGAAUGCAAAGCGUCGUCCUUGACGGACGUACCAAAACUGAACAACUUUGCCAAAUCGGAAACGGAGUUGAAUUUACGAGACGUGACACAUCUUACGGACGAUGAAAGUGCAAAUCAUUCGUUACCAUAUCUUGAACAUCAAAGUAAGCAAAAAGGCAAUCGAGAAGAUGCAAUUAUGCAAAGUCAUUCAAGUGUAAGAACGACGCCAAUUUCAAUGGUAUUAGGAACUUCUGAAUAUAAUGACGAUCAUAAUGGGGAAUCCAGUUCUAGGAUUAAUAAUCUAGUCUCCAAACCAAUAAAAGUAAAUAAGGAUUUACCAUCAAGUGACAUUGAACUGUCAGCUUGCAGCACUAGUUUAAAGACUUCCAAUAACGAUUCGGGAUAUCAAGUUAGUGAUGGAGACGAAGAUGAUGAGGAUUUACUGACCGCUUGUAUUAACAUGGGAAUGCAAAAUAAUCGGCAUAGACAUUCUUUUAUAGGAAAUAAUCUCGAAAAACUUCCUCGAUUAGAAACUAAUCUGACUCGAUAUCAAACUAGUCAUGCUUUAAAUCAAAUCGAACACAAAGGAACUGUAAUGUUCGAUAGUUCAUCGUUUAAUGUCAAAUAUGUAGAGUCUUGUGACAACACAGCUGAAAACAUUUUGACAGAGAAAAAUAGAGAAGACGAGAAAGAUCAUAAUGGAAAACUGUCUAAAAAGAAUCUUCAGUUGGAAACAGUCACAAUAACGCCAAACAUGAAUAAUAUACAUGAUGAGAAAUCAAGUAACACUACGAUCAGUGUGAAAACAGUGAACAGUAAUAAUCUCAGCAAUAAUUUCUCAGAAGGAGCAGUAUCUACAUUACAGACAUCUAAUACAUUUUUAGAUAAAAACAUUUCCGAUAAUUUUGUCAUAACUGAUGAAUGUGGCACAGAUCAAAAUGGCUCCAUUAGAGAAGACGAAGCAAUAAUGGAUGUUCGACUUGCAGAUAUAUCAUCUAUGAAGCAAUCAAAAGAUUCUGAAAGCAGCGAAUCGAUCGAUUCUGUUGAGCAGUCCGAACAUGCGCUUUUAAAACUAUGUAUUCAAUCCGAUAUAAAAUCCGAAGGCAACAUCACAUUGAACCAGAGUAAUGCAGAUUAUGUUAAGUCACAAUUAGAGCUAUACAAUAAACAAAUAGACAUUAUAAAAGGAAAGAAUAAUGAUGAAACUGAGAUUGAGGAUAACACAAAUGAUAAACCAGAAACAACCUUUGAAAUCGUAAGAACCGUAGAUAUUCUUCAUCGUGACUGCGCAGAGAAACAUACAAAAGAAGAGACAUACAGACGACAGAGAGAUCCCGAUGCUAUGAUUGCUUCGUUAGAUCGAUUGACGGCAGCACUAGUUCAACAAACUGAAGCGAUACGUGAACGAGACUCCGGUACAAUGAAACAAAGUUUAACGUGCGACACGUGGAAUGAGGAUUCGCCCAAUGACAUUUCUUUUCCCAGCAUUAGCAUAAGCGCGCCGUUGGUUGCUUCAUUUAACAGCGAUGCACAGGAAGAUCAACGUACUAAUAUGUCAGAGAAUACCGAGCAAAUUAACAUGACAGAGUCAAAAAUCAUCCAACGCGAGGCUAUCAAAUUAGCAGAAGCGGUGGACGCAGAAAUAAAUAAUCAGAACGAGCUCGAAACAACGAGUUUGACAUCCAUUGACCUCGAGGCAAUCAAACCGCCGUCCUCAAUGGGAAGUUUACUUUCACUGACGGCAAGUUACGCUGGUACUGCUGACAACACUGAGACUUUCAUUAACCGAGAUAGGUGUUAUUCUACGUCACUACCACCGGCGCCAGUGAGAAAUUCUAAUGAUUCCCGCAACGUGCGGAAGAAAUCUUUGCCAAUCGGUGUGGUGGCCAAGCGAGCAUUAGGUCAAGGUCAGAGCCACACGACUAGCUUGGAAAAUCUGCUGAACGAGUGCACCAGCUCACAUUUGGAGAAUGUCAAACCACCGUCUAUGAUGGACGAACUGCCGGAUGUAGGUGAUAUGGAGAAUAGCAUGUUGAGUGUAGCUAGCAUUACAUCGGAGAUCGCGGAUUCGAAAGAACAAGACUCACAUAAUUUGACUGGCAGUGAUCCAGUAGUAUUCGAGAUGCUAAAGCCAGUUGCUAACGUGCUGUCCAUGACAUGCAUGCGUUAUGUCGAAGGUAUGCAGAGUAGUGCGAGCAACAGCCUGAGUGAAUGCCUAGAGAACAUUAAUCCACCAUCCUUAUUCAAUGAGGUGACUGAAAUGGACGAAUCCACGAUGGAAGCAACUAUAUGCGAUAAUAUAUGCAGCGAUACUUUGUGCAUAGAUGUGGAGUUGCACACUGAUGAAGUGGUACAUUCAAUCGUAGCAGAGAUAAUCGAUGAAGCGGAGAAUGAUACUGACGAGGCAGUCACGCCAAUUUCGUCCGAAUAUUGUGUUAGCAGCUCGGCGGAAUCGACACCGAAGAAGCGACCAAAUUCGAAAAGCUAUUUAACCCCGAAACAAAAACGAAACUUAGCGAAAGAGAGAUACAAGACGUAUACUAUUGCCGCAGAAAUUGUCAAGAAAGAAGAGGAAGAACGACGAAGACAAGACGGCGUCGUCAACGAUACGGAUAAUAAAAUUCCACGUAGAAAAUGUUCUCCCUUCUCGAAAUUAACGCCAAAGCAACGUAGGCAAGAGAAUAGAGCGAGAUUCCAGACACAAGUACUAGAGAAUCCCUUUCCGGAUCUAAAUGCAGUUCAAACUAAGGAAGAGAUACACAAAAUAACCACUGAAGAUGCUGUUGAAAAACAGGAAGUUAUAUCCCCCGUCAAGUCUUCGAUUCCUACACUCACGAAGUUACCCGUAUGUACAGCACUGAGAAGGAAACGCGGAGAUUCACAGGAAAACAAGAAGAGAUAUCGUACAAGGACGUUGAACGAUUCAGAAACCGUAUUUAAAGAUAUCGAAUAUAAUUCCGAACAUCUAGUUUCGACCAUCGGCAUGGAAGAAGGGCAAGCAAGUGCGCAAGAAUACGUGCGGGAGGAAAUUCAGAAUAUGCUAGAACAGAAUGCCACCAUCGUGCUAAACACUCUAAACGAGUCAAGUAAAGCUAAUGGUUCGAUCGCAGAUUACAGUUUGCGUCGUGAGACCACUUUGGCGUUGAAUGAUCCUGAGUCAGAGCAUAAUCUAAGAAUGCGUUUCGUGAACGGACUUUCAACAAAACUGAUAAGUACACAAUACGACGACGCCCAAACUCCUGUAGCGAAUAUUGACAAUGAGGAAUUGGAAGGCGAGCACAUAGAAAUCACUUACGAGAAUCAGGGUUUGGCAAACCUAACUGAUUCAGGCAGUGAUGAAGAGUCCAAUUGCGCCGAUGAAGAACAAGAAUCUAGAGAAACAAAAAGACCUCGAAUAAUCAAGCCGUCAAUAGGUCGAGACCCAAGCAUAGAUUCCACUGGAACGGAUAAAUCCGAGCCGGAAAGUCCGAAGGCUAUUCGAGGACGAAGAAAGGCACUAUACUCCAAUCCAAUAACGCGAAAGCCGACUCCACAAUCUUCACCAUUGAAGCAUGUUAACCCUGUCAGCGGGAUACCAAUAGGUCGCAGCAAUACUUCACCCAUUGUUAGAACUACAAGAGCCAUCACUUUGCGGAAGAAUAACAAUAGUACAAUGGUUACUACGAAAGACUCUCCGAAAUCUAAUACGAGUCCGAAAAGGAUUUCGCCUUCUGCAGAUGCAGAAAAGAAGACACGCAAUUUGGCGACUAUUUCCAAAAGAGCCUCCGUACCUCAAAAGGGCUCCACAUUGACUUUUACAAAACCCACUAAUCGUCAUAGUACACCUCCGACUUGUUCGUCAAACUAUCAAAAAGAUAGCAGACCGCCAGAAGUUCCAAUUAAGCCAUUGGAACGUCAAGGAACUUUUACAAAGGAUGAGCCAGAGGUAGAGAACGCACCGACAGUGCAUUCUGCGUCGUCUUCUCCAAUAAAGACGAAGAUCGCCAAACCGAUUAAAGGCGUUUCACCGAAAAUAUAUGCAGCAGCGGGAAAAUCCAAAAUCUCUGUGAAAACGCAACAAGAGUAUCAGCCAAAAAUUACGGUUAACAGUUCCGAAAAGAUGCAACCAUCUAAGGGGUUGUUAAUACCGAAAAGAAUAUCAUCUGAAAAAAUAGGUGUAUCAACAAAAGUUCUUAAUAGUAAUGUCCUCCAAAACGACAAAACGGUUAUUCGAAAGAUCAGUUCACUGGAACAUCGAUCUAAUAGUAACUCCAGCAUAGUUUCUAAUUCACCUAUGAGCGUACAAAAUCGUAAGUUGACGAAGGUGACAACAAGUAAAAUUGCGAAUCUUUGGAAGAAAGUGGAGGAAAGCAAGAAUAAGCAGCGUUUCGAGAAGCCGGACACUAGGCAGUGGAUAAAGCCCACCAAUAGCGCCACCGAGGUAAACGUUGCAACCGCUGGCACAUUCAACAACCCACCAGCAUACAGAUUGUUCCGCAGUUCCACGUUCGAGGGAAUUUCCCAGGACGACAGCAAUGAUGAGAUAUUGUCCUACAAAUCUAAAUCCAGCCGACCACCAGUUUUAAGCACGCAAAUUGAAUGUGGCGGUGUAAAGUACAGAAACUCCUGUGAUUUAACGGGCAUAAAUGCUCAUGAAGCGCCCUGCAAGAUACCAGUGAAAUCUUCCGUACAAGAAACGUACAAGCGGGAGAUCACACAGUUGAGUGAUAUUCUAGUGACCAUGAAGAAGCAACCGAGCGCUGAUCUCGCCGCAGAAGCGGACUUGACCAAAAGAAUAUCCAGGCUUGGUUCCUUUAUUCGCGUGGACCCAACAGCAGCGGAAGAAAGCAGUAACGGUGUGCGAACGCCAGCUUCAGCGAUCGUACCACCUUUCAACUACAACCCAAAGCCAGACAUUUCAUCGCAAGCGGCCAAAACUAGAUCGAACGAGAACCAAAGUAAAUUAGGGACGACAGAUUGUCACACAGAAAUAGCCACAGGAUCCACUCGGAUAACGACAGUAUAGGGAAACGAAGCUCGCAAACAAAAUAUAAAUAAGUUCCGUAAUAAUCGCCUCCUUUUCGUUUCUGAUUAGUCAUUGUGUAUAUUCGCUUGCUAUAGUAUGUUUGCUC
Molecule: messenger RNA, 7879 nt
Organism: Cyphomyrmex costatus
Lineage: Eukaryota; Metazoa; Arthropoda; Insecta; Hymenoptera; Formicidae
Exons: 8
Coding region: 1-7773 (2590 amino acids)
Biological process (GO): nervous system development; cell fate specification; Wnt signaling pathway
Cellular component (GO): beta-catenin destruction complex; catenin complex; cytoplasmic microtubule
Molecular function (GO): microtubule binding; beta-catenin binding
Source: RefSeq, a predicted model, not a curated record